AUGUGUCGUUGGUUUGUGUAUAUCUCGCCCGAGGAACCCUGUCUGCUCUCCGAUGUCCUCAUCGACCCUGCCAAUGCACUUUCAAAGCAAUGCUCCGAACAUUACCUUCCUCAGCUACUUCCCCAAGGCCAGGAGCAUGAGCUUGACGACGCUGAAGACGCGCUCCUCAAAUUGCGCAACAGCCUGCUCAACAUGGACGGCCUCGGGAUAGCCUGGUAUACCCAGGCAGCGGCGAACUAUGUCAAAAGCGUAGAAGGACCAAGACCGGCUCUUUACAAGUCCCAAUCCCCUCCCUUCAACGACUUUAAUUUCCGAAGUCUCUGCGGCAACACCGAAACCAAAUGUCUUCUCGCUCACAUCCGUGCUACGAGUGGCAGUAUAGUUGCCCAAGUCAACAGCCACCCAUUUGUCUUUGGCCGUCACGCCUUCAUGCACAAUGGCGGAAUCUCCAAUUUCCUAGACAUCCGACGCGAUAUGAGCGACCUGAUGAGUUACGAUGCCUAUUGUAAUAUUCUAGGAACCACCGACUCCGAGCACGCGGCUGCGCUGUAUAUGACCAAUCUCACUGCAGGGGGCACCAAAGAUACGUGGGAGAAACAAUAUCCUAUCUCAGAUAUGUUCAACGCUAUGAACAAGACCGUCGUCCAGAUCAUGGAGCUUCAGAAAAAGCAACUGGGUGAAAAAGCCACGCCCAACAGUCUAAAUUUCUGCACCACCGACGGCAGCAAAUUGAUUGCCAUUCGCUUCCGCAACCACGUAACCCAGCAGCCUCCAAGUUUGUACUGGAGCGAGUUCGCCGGAAGAACCUUGAACCAAAAAUUUCCAGGUAACCCGGACGCGCCUCAAAAGGUGAAUGAGGAAGCAACCAAGAGCGACAAGGACAGAAUCGGUAAGCACACCAUUGUCGCCAGCGAACCCACCACCUAUGAUGAGGCGGAGUGGCAUUUGAUCAGCCGUAACUGCGCCCUUACGGUAGAUGAGCAGGGCAACGAGAAGGAGGUCCCGCUUGAGUAUGACGAUUCAUUGAACAUACGUAGUUAG
Endocarpon pusillum Z07020 is the source of this 1041-nucleotide messenger RNA. RefSeq lists its product as uncharacterized. NCBI's taxonomy places the organism in Eukaryota, Fungi, Ascomycota, Eurotiomycetes, Verrucariales, Verrucariaceae. The transcript has a single exon. The coding region runs from base 1 to 1041 and encodes 346 amino acids. The record is from RefSeq and is a predicted model, not a curated record.